CGCGGAAAUUCUUUGAAUCAGAACCCGGUAGUUCUCGUCUUUCAGGAUUAUUUAUCUGUGUGCAUUUCCGAUUGGCCGCUCCGUGUCCGGCGAGAAUUCACCGGAGCUUCAUAAGCUUACCAAAACGCAAACAAUUGAAAGCGCUAAUUUCCUGAAACCUCAAAUUCCGAAGAAAGCAAAUCGGCGAUAUGGAUUUCUCUGGAGGAAACUGGAGCAUGAUCCCCAACAUCCCUAAUCUCAGCAACUCCUCUAAUCUUUCCAAUCACAGCAACUCCUCUAAUCUUUCCAAUCAAGAAUCCCUUUACCUCCAGCAGCAACAAUUUUCUCUUCAACAACAACAACAACAGCAGCAGCAGCAAUCCUUUCACCAACAGCAACAGCAAUUCCAGCCCCAAAUUCAAUCCCAGCAGCAAUUUCAGCAGCAACAGCUUUCUCCUCAAUUUCAACAGCAACAACCCUCGCCCCAAUUCCAGCAGCAAUUGCAGCCCCAACAUUUUCCCCAGCAGCAGCAACAACAACAACAGCAAUAUCAUUUUCAGCAGCAACAGCAGCAACAGCAAUAUCAUCAACACCAAUCUCUGGCUUCCCAUUUUCAUCUUUUUCAUCUAGUGGAGAAAUUAGCGGAUACUAUUGAGAAUGGAGCUAGAGAUCAGCAAUCGGAUGCAUUGGUUAAUGAUCUGAACAACCACUUCGAGAAGUGCCAGCAACUGUUAAACUCGAUAUCUGGAUCACUCAGCUCAAAGGCUAUGACCGUCGAGGGACAGAAGAAGAAGCUGGAAGAACAUGAGCAGUUGUUAAAUCAUCGAAGGGAACUGAUUGGCAAGUAUAAGAACUCUGUUGAAGAACUUGUCAAGGGCGAGUCUUAGCUACUUCUCACUCAUUCGUUAUUAGGCGUAGCUAGCAUCAUUUACCUGUUUUGAAGGAACGCCAAAAGAGCUAUCCACCGAGUCUUGCAAUUCCAUGAAGGGGCUUUUUCAUCUGGCUCCUGCAUUUCUUAACAUGAUGAUCAUUCACGAUUGAAUCUUCUCUGCUCUUUGCAACGCUAUGGAGCACCACAUUUUCAGGACAUUCAGAGUUGAUAUCACCAUCUCUCCUAAAUCAAUCUGUAAGUAACAUCAUGUCCUUCCCCUUUUCAACUUCUUUGAUUUUCAUAUCAGUUAAGUAAGUUGUUGUUAAACAUUCUAUUCAAUUUCAAUAAUACAAUCAUUUGAGUUUGAAUCUGAA
Messenger RNA from Cucurbita maxima (winter squash), 1224 nucleotides. RefSeq names its product mediator of RNA polymerase II transcription subunit 9-like. Gene Ontology annotation, cellular component: mediator complex. The record is from RefSeq and is a predicted model, not a curated record. The transcript has 6 exons. Bases 189 to 866 code for a protein of 225 amino acids. NCBI's taxonomy places the organism in Eukaryota, Viridiplantae, Streptophyta, Magnoliopsida, Cucurbitales, Cucurbitaceae.